GACCAUUGGCUGGCGAGCUGGCUGCGCAGGGGCGGGGAGCGCCGCCGAAGGGGACUGUUUGCUCCUACGGGCUGUAGAUGGAGCUGUCCGGCCCCGGCGAGGGGGAAGGCGCCUGGAAAACGUUCUUCUUCUCCCUGGCCGGCCCGAGCGGGGAACAGCACUCCCAGGAUGCAGUUUGUGUCAACACGGCCGCAGCCUCAGCAGCUGGGCAUCCAGGGCCUGGGGCUGGACAGCGGGAGCUGGAGCUGGGCCCAGGCUCUGCCCCCGGAGGAGGUCUGCCACCAGGAGCCGGCGCUGCGCGGGGAAAUGGCCGAGGGAAUGCCGCCCAUGCAGGCUCAAGAGUGGGACAUGGAUGCCCGGCGACCAAUGCCUUUUCAGUUCCCGCCCUUCCCAGACAGGGCACCUGUCUUCCCUGACCGCAUGAUGAGAGAGCCCCAGCUGCCUACGGCAGAGAUCUCACUCUGGACCGUGGUGGCUGCCAUUCAGGCCGUGGAGAGGAAGGUGGAUGCCCAGGCCAGCCAGCUGCUCAAUCUGGAGGGGCGGACAGGGACGGCCGAGAAGAAGCUGGCGGACUGCGAGAAGACGGCCGUGGAGUUCGGGAACCAUAUGGAGAGCAAGUGGGCCGUGCUGGGGACCCUGCUGCAGGAGUACGGGCUGCUCCAGAGGCGGCUGGAGAACAUGGAGAACCUGCUGAGAAAUAGGAACUUCUGGGUCCUGAGGCUGCCCCCGGGCAGCAAGGGGGAGGUCCCCAAGGUUCCUGUGACGUUCGUCGACAUCGCUGUUUACUUCUCUGAGGAUGAGUGGAAGAACUUGGACGAGUGGCAGAAGGAGCUUUACAACAACCUUGUGAAGGAGAACUACAAAACCCUGAUGUCCCUGGACACGGAGGGUACAGUGCCCAAGCCAGAUGCUCCGUCCCAGGUGGAGCCCAGGGAAGAGCCUUGCGUGUGGGAGCAGCGUGACCCAGAAGAGAGAGAAAUUCUCAUGGAUCCAGACACAGGAGCAGAGCCCCUGGUGCCUGCCCAGGAUUCGUCCUCGCAGGUGAAGCGGGAGGAAGCCCUUUGUGUCCGGAGUCAGCGGGGCCUGGAGGAAAGAGCCAUCCCCACAGAGUCCAUUACUGACUCACCGGCCUCUGCCCAGGACCUCUUGUCCCGGAUUAAACAGGAGGAGCACCCGUGCGUAUGGGAUCAGCAGGAUCUGGCAGAGAGAGAUAUUCCAACGGACCCCAAUUCAGAGUCUCUGAUCUCAGCGCAUGACAUUCUGUCAUGGAUCAAGCAGGAGGAGCAGCCAUACCCAUGGGGCCCCCGCGAUUCCAUGGAAGGAGAGCUCGGACUAGAUUCUGGCCCCAGUGAUGUUCUGUCGCGGCAGCCUCUUGCCCGUCUGUAUCAAGGCACUAUCCCCUUUCCUUCCGGAGGAUGGCAGGCUUGGGACGGGUCAGGGUCGAGGAACCCCAGAGCCAUAGGGAACGUGGCCGCUGGCCUGGCUCAGCCCCCUCAGUUUUCAGAGAAACUGAGGCCCAGAUUGCCCACGACUCGCCCGAAGCCACGGGGGAAAUCCAUCAAGGNGGCCGGGGACGCGGGCGGGGGCCCCGAGGGCGGCGGCGGCUGCGGCAGCUGUUGCCCGGGUGGCCUGCGGCGGAGCCUGCUCUUGCACGGCGCGCGCAGCAAGCCCUACUCGUGCCCCGAGUGUGGCAAGAGUUUCGGCGUGCGCAAGAGCCUCAUCAUCCACCACCGCAGCCACACCAAGGAGCGGCCGUACGAGUGCGCCGAGUGCGAGAAGAGCUUCAACUGCCACUCGGGCCUCAUCCGCCACCAGAUGACGCACCGCGGCGAGCGGCCCUACAAGUGCUCCGAGUGCGAGAAGACCUACAGCCGCAAGGAGCACCUGCAGAACCACCAGCGGCUGCACACGGGCGAGCGGCCCUUCCAGUGCGCGCUCUGCGGCAAGAGCUUCAUCCGCAAGCAGAACCUGCUCAAGCACCAGCGCAUCCACACGGGCGAGCGGCCCUACACGUGCGGCGAGUGCGGCAAGAGCUUCCGCUACAAGGAGUCGCUCAAGGACCAUCUGCGCGUGCACUGCGGCGGCCCGGGGCUCGGCGCCCCUCGGCCGCUGCAGGCGCCACCCGAGCACGACUAGGGCUGGGCUGGGGGAGGGGAGGGCCCGGCGGCAGGAGCAGGGGAUGGGGGGGGGCGGGCCUGGAGAGGCGGCCGGAGCACCCCUGAUCCUGCCCAUGGUUCUCGGCGCGCCUUCCCUCCCUCUGCCUGCCACCUGCUGGAAAUUGGGAAGAGGAAUUGCACUCCAGACAGGGCCCCCCAAGGGUUGGACAGGGGUCCCCUAGACCUGUACGGCCUGAAUGGAUGGCCAGCUCAUCUCAUAGGGUAGACCGAGGGGCCGGCUGAGCAUCUGCCCCCAGGGAAGGUGCCAGAACGAACAGUGAGGAGGCGAGAGGCUUCGGGCAUCCCCCUCAGACACCUAGCGUGCCCGUUGGGCCACUGGAGUCACAGUUUGUGAUCGGGGAAGCAACGAGGGAGUCUCCGAAGCCCUCUGAGAUAAACAAGACCCUAAGGUUACGAGAUGCUGAGUAAGGAAGGAGAAGUGUGACUGGGAGAUGAGGGAUGAGCUGAGGGGUAACAUCUCCGAUGACAGCACUGCCUCGCGUUCUAAUAGCGCUUUAUACUUUUUUAAACGUGUUUUCUAUCCGUUAUCCGUUUUUACCCUUAGCCUGUCCCUCUGAGGUACGUGGGGUAGGAUUGUCCCUACUGAGAAAAGAGACCCAGGUGGAUGGUUUACCAGGAUCACACAUGAAGAGAGCCGCAGGGCUGGGACCAGGGCUCCUGACCCCAGCGCAGUGUCCCCCACCACACACACUGCCUACCUCCCAUGUCUGAGAGACUUCUCUGGCCUGGCCUCUCUUGGUCUCUCUCCUGUCUCCUUCCCCUGAGCCACCAAAAACUGAGAAGCAGCAGGGAGCCAACUGCUGGGGUUUCUGGGGGUUGGGGAACCGGUCAGCUACACAAUGCCCUGGGUUGUGCAUCUGAAAGGCUCUUCCUUUGUAGGCGUUCCUGGGCAGUAGGUCCCCUCCCCCAGCCUGUCCUUCCCACCUCCAGUCCUUCAAUCUGGUGCAGCAUCUUUUCACUGCGCGUAGUGACCCGGCCCUCCAGAGGCAGCUGGUGCCCUGGGUCAGACCUCACUUUGUUGAUUUAUUCCAGUUUCCCCCAGGGCAAAGGGGUGCAGAAGAGGCUCCCGCUGCUGGAGCAUCCGGCAAGGCAGGGAGUCUUCCCAGGAGGGCCGGGCGAGUGGGUGCUAGAGUCUGAGAGCCUCAGUCCCCUGCCCUGGGCCUCCCAGCUGGUGCUAUCUGUUAACCGACCAUGCUCAAGGACAUGGACACAGUCCCUACUCGGCCCCAGGCCCUGCAGGCGCCUCGGGAGGCGCCCAAAGGACUCCCUUGAGUUGGUGCAACUGCUCCAUGGUCCUGAGGGGCCAUGGUCUCCAUUUCUGCAUCUUGCAUGACCAGGCACUGGGAUGGGGUGGCGCGCCCCAAGACCCUUGUUUGUGUCAAGAAUGACUUUUCCUGCUCCUCCCAUUGAUCCUGCUUCUCUCCCAGUUCAGGGAGCACGGUGGGCAGCCGGCAGCGGCACCACGUUUGUGAGCAUUCUGCUUCCACCCUUCCCCUCAUCGGUGCCGCUCUGCUUUCCUCAGACCCCUUUUUGCCAUGCAAAGGGAAUUCUCGAAAUUAAAUAAACGGUGUCCAGAUUGCA
Ailuropoda melanoleuca (giant panda) is the source of this 3758-nucleotide messenger RNA. It is a transcript of the gene ZNF282, whose product is annotated as zinc finger protein 282. The coding region runs from base 169 to 2136 and encodes 655 amino acids. Gene Ontology annotation, biological process: regulation of DNA-templated transcription. The transcript is spliced from 9 exons. NCBI's taxonomy places the organism in Eukaryota, Metazoa, Chordata, Mammalia, Carnivora, Ursidae. The record is from RefSeq and is a predicted model, not a curated record. Gene Ontology annotation, molecular function: DNA-binding transcription factor activity, RNA polymerase II-specific; RNA polymerase II cis-regulatory region sequence-specific DNA binding.